Messenger RNA from Argiope bruennichi, 492 nucleotides. RefSeq names its product SPARC-related modular calcium-binding protein 1-like. The coding region runs from base 152 to 430 and encodes 92 amino acids. The transcript has 5 exons. The record is from RefSeq and is a predicted model, not a curated record. Lineage: Eukaryota; Metazoa; Arthropoda; Arachnida; Araneae; Araneidae.
GUGGUGAGUAUAGUGAAUCUUUCAUAUUAAAUUUUAUGUAUAUUUACGUACUAACCUGUAACAAUUUAUGAAUUUCGAAGGUGGCUUUGAUUUUAAAUUAAAUAUUUAGCUGAGUAGUAAGGAAAAGAAAGUGAAUCAAGAACUGAAAGAAAUGUCGCGCAAAUUUCUCUUCGUUGCAUUGGCACUGACUGUAAUCGUUCAUGUAGUAACCGCGGAUAGUCAGUGUCAGAUGGAACGAGCCCAGGCUAUUCAAGACAUGAUGGAUGGGAAAAUGGUAGAUGUCGUGCCUCGAUGUAAGAACAACGGUGAUUACAAGAAAGCCCAGUGCAAUCUCAAGAAAGGCGUCUGUUUUUGUGUUAAUCAAAAAACUGGUGAAAGGAAAACCGAAGAGAAAAAAAGAGGAAUCAAAUGCAAAGCAUACAAAUCCUAGUCGAGGAAUUGGAGCCAAGACAAAAAUUUUGUGACUGCAAUAAAAUUAGUAAUAAAUCUCAA